This is a messenger RNA of Strongyloides ratti, 552 nucleotides long. RefSeq names its product Protein phosphatase inhibitor 2. The coding region runs from base 1 to 552 and encodes 183 amino acids. NCBI's taxonomy places the organism in Eukaryota, Metazoa, Nematoda, Chromadorea, Rhabditida, Strongyloididae. The record is from RefSeq and is a predicted model, not a curated record. Gene Ontology annotation, molecular function: protein phosphatase inhibitor activity. Gene Ontology annotation, biological process: regulation of signal transduction. The transcript is spliced from 2 exons.
AUGGAGUCAAUGGAUACUAAUGUUGAGAUACAUGAUCCAACAGAAUGCUUAAAACUUAGGCCAAAAAAGUCUAUACUUAAGAAUAAACAAAUAUCAAUUGAUGAGGAGUCAACACGUAAAAAAUCUAAUGCAGAUGAAAGGGCUCACUUUGAUGAGAUGAAUAUACUAGCCACACUUCAUCCUGAAGGUAAAGAUUAUGGUCAUAUGAAGAUUGAUGAACCAAAAACACCUUAUCAUGGAUUUUCUGAUUCUGAGGAAGAUGCUUCAUCGUCUAGUGGACAUGGCAAAAGACGUGUCAGUCUAGUUGGAGCGAUUGAUCCAGAAAAAUUAAGAGAGGGAAUUUAUGCUGCUCAAAUUAAUGGUUCCAGUGGUUCUUUAAGUGCAGGAGAUGUCGAGGAUUUUGAUGAUGAUGAAUAUUUGACUGAGGAGCAACGAGCACAUAAAAAGGAAUUUGAAGUAAAGAGGCGUCAACACUAUGAUGAGGGGGCAGCUCUUCGUAGAGCAAAAGAAAUUUUGGCAAAAGAUGAAGAUGAGGAAGAAGAUGAAUCGUAA